AUGGCCGAACCAACAAUCACGGCGGUCAAAGCAGCCUUCCUCCGCGUCGAGGUCCGCCAGCUUGAAACGCCGUUGGAGCCGUCGACUCAUUGGCGCGCCUAUGGACCUAAGCCCGGGGCCAUGUCCAGAGAGGGCCGUCCUCUGCUCAGCGACAAAGCGGUCCAGGACCUCGUUGCGAAAGUCAACGACAAGAUCAAACAGCACAACCGCCUCGUCUUCUCCACGCAGUCGCAGCGCCACGUCGCCGAGCAGAUCGAGUCGCUGCUGUGGGCGCGCGCCAGCGCCGCCGCGGAGCACGCCGAACGCGACACGCUCGCCCUCCGCAGAGACGCGGACCUGGAGGACUCGGCCGUGAUCGCUGCGCUGCCGCACGAUUACGCCGCCCUGCACAUCCACCCGGACCACGGCACCGCGAGAAAUGAAGAGCGAGGGGACGGCAGAGAAGGAAAAGAGGACGCGGAAGAACAAUACGCCCGCUUACGUGGAGAGCUCGUCACCCUCAGCCGGCAGAGGGACGCGUUAAAGGCCCGGCUCGCCAGGUACCGACACCUCCAGGAAAUGACCGAGCCGCUGCGCGAUCCGCAGGAGAAUGUCCAGCCAAAUCUCGUCACGAAGCAUGGCAUGCUGGCCAAGGAACUGGACCGCACCAGAGUCGUUCUGUUGAGGAUCGCGGCGCAGUUACGUGGAGAGGAGCAGCCGAAGCGGCGGACGAAGCGGCGUCGUCGCGAGGUGGUGCCACGACCGCCGCCGCAGACGGAUCAAGAGAAAUUAGGACAGGUCUUGGGGUGGGCUCGGACAUGA
Messenger RNA from Fonsecaea nubica, 801 nucleotides. RefSeq lists its product as hypothetical. Gene Ontology annotation, cellular component: Mis6-Sim4 complex. The record is from RefSeq and is a predicted model, not a curated record. Bases 1 to 801 code for a protein of 266 amino acids. Lineage: Eukaryota; Fungi; Ascomycota; Eurotiomycetes; Chaetothyriales; Herpotrichiellaceae. The transcript is spliced from 2 exons.